AAUUCCCUCAAUCCCUGCCGCUCCGGCACUUCCACCGCCGCCGGUCCUCCCCGACGACCCAGCGCACCACCAGCCUGCACUCGUCGGCGUCCAGUCGACGGUGAUAGAGGAGUACGACCCCGCCAGGCCCAACGACUACGAGGAGUAUCGCCGCGAGCGGAAGCGAAAGGCGAGGGAGGCGGAGAUGAUGCGUGAGCUGGAGCGGCGGCGCCAGGAGGAGGAGGAGAGAGAGAGGAGAGAGAGGGAGGAGAGAGAAAGAGAGAGGGAGCGGGAGCGGGAUUACGGCGAUUCCAGGUUGAAUAUUUCCGGCGAGGAAGCGUGGAGGAGGCGUGCUGCCAUGAGUAGUGGAGGUGGCAGCGGUGGUGGUGGGGGCGCUGUUCCGCGAUCGCCGUCGCCACCAGGGAAUUCGGAUGGUUUUACCAUUGGGAAGUCGGAGACUGGUGGGUUGGGGCUGGGGGCAGGCGGGCAGAUGACGGCGGCGCAGAGGAUGAUGGCGAAAAUGGGGUGGAAGGAAGGACAGGGGCUUGGGAAGCAAGAACAAGGAAUCACUACUCCAUUGAUGGCAAGGAAAACUGAUAGAAGAGCUGGUGUUAUUGUGAAUGCCAGUGAGAACAGUAGUAAUAAGCCUGAGAAGAAGGUGAAGAGUGUUAACUUCCAUGGGGUUCCUACUAGGGUGCUCCUACUUAGGAACAUGGUGGGUCCUGGUGAGGUAGAUGAUGAACUAGAAGAGGAGGUAGGAUCAGAAUGUGCCAAGUAUGGAACUGUAACUCGGGUUUUGAUAUUCGAGAUAACAGAGCCAAAUUUCCCUACUGAUGAAGCAGUAAGAAUUUUCGUGCAAUUUGAGAGAUCAGAGGAAACAACCAAAGCUUUAAUUGACCUUAAUGGUCGGUACUUUGGAGGUAGAGUGGUGCAGGCCUCAUUUUAUGACGAGGAGAAGUUCGGCAAGAAUGAGUUAGCUCCAAUGCCAGGAGAAAUUCCUGGUUUUUCCUGACAGGAAAAGACUCGUUGAUUUCCAUACAGUUGACCCUGGUGAUUGCUCUGAAAUCUUGAAAUUGAAGGUUCAGUGUUUCAUUACAUUAUAAGAUAAUUAAGCAUUGUGUUGUACUUCGGAUUCAAUCAUGGUCGAAGUGUGUUGUAAGGAUGACAAAGGGUUGCUGCUCAAAGAAUUAUUGUGAUGAAAAAAGAACAAACUUCACUAUUAGCUAGCUAGUUCUAACGAUUUUCAUUGUACAUUGUUAGUUCCUUGAUGUGAUGAUCGAAUUUUGAAAUUGAGAUCCUAAUGAUUAGUUAUUACGGUGUCAGAUGCUAUACUCUGAUACCAUGAUGUAUUAA
Molecule: messenger RNA, 1332 nt
Organism: Arachis duranensis
Lineage: Eukaryota; Viridiplantae; Streptophyta; Magnoliopsida; Fabales; Fabaceae
Product: DNA-damage-repair/toleration protein DRT111, chloroplastic
Biological process (GO): mRNA cis splicing, via spliceosome
Cellular component (GO): precatalytic spliceosome
Molecular function (GO): RNA binding
Source: RefSeq, a predicted model, not a curated record